AUGGCUCCCCUCAAGCCCUCCUGGAAGCAGCCCUCCCACCCCGACGUCCAAGACGUCGUCGUCAGCGGUGCCGACUUCAUGACCAAGAGCCUGUCCAAAGUGACCGUGCCGCCCUUUGGCCUAUUCGUCAAAUUGGAGUUCCCUCCUUGCACCUUGGCCAGCGAGCCUACUUAUGCUACCGUUCAGAUGGGCAAAGACCAGCAUCUGAACCUCAACAGCGACUUGCUCUACAUCAACCACUCGUGCGAGCCUUCUCUUCAUUUUGACAUGCGAAACAUGAAGAUUGUGGCGGGACCCAAGGGUCUUCAGCCCGGAGAUGAACUCACCUUCUUUUAUCCUUCUACUGAAUGGAACAUGGCCCAGCCAUUCGAAUGCUUUUGCGGUAAGCCCACUUGUAAGAAGGUGAUUACUGGCGCCAAAGACAUGCCCUCCCAGCUACUUGAUGGUCUCUGGCUCAAUGACCACAUCCACGAGCUUCUUGAGGAGCAGGCAUUGCUUCGCGAUAACCAACACUCUCUAUCGGAAAAUGGUGGCUUCGGAUUGCUACGCCGCGGAAUCACAUCGCGCGAAUUGAGCGGAGAGAUGGGCGGCGAUACUGUUAAGGCCUAA
Molecule: messenger RNA, 609 nt
Organism: Trichoderma breve
Lineage: Eukaryota; Fungi; Ascomycota; Sordariomycetes; Hypocreales; Hypocreaceae
Exons: 3
Coding region: 1-609 (202 amino acids)
Source: RefSeq, a predicted model, not a curated record